AUGGUAGCAAAUCCUCCAAUCAAAUCCGAAAGGAAGAAGGACCAACGAGGAACAUUGAUCAUUGCGGGGUCAACACUGCUUGCUCAAUGGAAGUCAGAAUUACGGAAGCACGCCGCUGAAAGAUUAUUCAAAAACGUCACAAUAUACCAGGCCAAGAAGAGAGAGGACCUUGGUUUCAUAGCCCGUUGUGAUGUUGUAUUCGCGUCUUACGGUGAGGUGACCAACAGCUGCCCUUUUCCGGGCAAAGCAAAGCUUGCGAAGUUGAAACGAAAGGAAGGUGACUGCGGCAAGGGCCAGAUGGUAGAACAUGAUGACUGCUCCCUGAUCGAAGAAUGGAUUUCUCGACACACUGAGCUCUACGGGGACUUGCAUCAAAUUGACUGGUAUCGUAUUGUGAUCGAUGAGUCUCACAAAAUCAAAUCGCAUGAAAGUCAGCUGUCUUAUGCCGUAAACGCAUUGCGAGGCAAACACAGAUGGACACUAAGUGGGACACCCAUAAUGAACAAUCCUGAAGGUGAUUACCACCGUAGCUUCUUUUGA
Cadophora gregata is the source of this 540-nucleotide messenger RNA. RefSeq lists its product as uncharacterized. The record is from RefSeq and is a predicted model, not a curated record. Bases 1 to 540 code for a protein of 179 amino acids. Gene Ontology annotation, molecular function: ATP-dependent chromatin remodeler activity; ATP binding. The transcript is spliced from 5 exons. Lineage: Eukaryota; Fungi; Ascomycota; Leotiomycetes; Helotiales; Ploettnerulaceae.